UAUAGUUGGCAUUGGCAACAUCGAACAUACCAUAAACAAUUACUUUGCUCAUAGUUUGUUGCACGUAAUCUUUAUUUACGAUUUCACAAAAACAUAUUUUAAUAAUUUACGUUCGUACAUUUCUUUUAUUAUAUGAAUUAUGUAAACAUUUUAUGAAGAGUUGGGGACAGCGACCGGGUCGCUGUAGACGCAAGUUAUCAGUGAAAGUUUGUAAAAUGUCGCGGGGGUAAUUCGGGUAACCUGGGAAAAUAAUACCAAAACAAUGGUUCCUGCGCCGAGCUGUCCGUUUACGUGGGACUACUGGACGUCCUCGCCAUCGGACGUGGUAGAGCUCACGUGUUUGUUACCGAACUCUGUUUACAUUCCUCUGAGGAUAAGUUGGGAUGCCACUCUCCAGGAUGUCAAAGAGGAUAUAUGGGACAGGGCCGUCAACUUCCCCCUAUUUGGGAUGUUGCACGAGAUGUCCAGCUAUGUCUUCCAGUUUGUCAACUCCCUCGCAGUACUUGAGGAGGUUGACGAUGAGAACAAGCGCAUCCGUGACAUCAAACCAGUAUGCGGUGUGCUUAUGAUAGUCAAGAAAUCUUAUGAAAGACCUGGAGAACAGCUGCUGAACACACAUAUUAGCCGUCUGAUUGGAAAAAGCCUCAACGAAUUCGACAAUAUUCGAAGUUCGGAGGUGAAUGACUUUCGGAUGAGGAUGCGUUACUUAGCCGAAGAAAGUCUAAUACGUCGGGCACAGAGUACCAGGCUGGAGAGGCUCCGGUACCAGUGCCCGCCGAGACUUGCUGACCAGCCCGGAACACCGACCACGCUGCGGACAAUCCUGACACAACACUGUUUCUUACUUGUCACUAAAUUCGCUAAUUUAGAGGUAUCAUUUUCAACAAGCGUCCCAGAGACGAGAACACCUCAGCAGCACAUCGAGGUGAUCCUCCGCAGGUUGGCUAACUCUUUGAACAUGCGAGGAGAGGAUCCUCACAACUACGUGCUGAAGGUGUGCGGGCGCGAGGAGUACCUGUUCGGAGACUACCCCCUCAUCCAGUUCCUGUACAUCCAGGAGAUGCUGGCCACGGACGGAGUGCCGCAGGUCAUGACCGUCAGCAUGGAUAAGCUGCCGCUGACGCUAAGUCGAGACCUUCCCUACUACCCAUACUGCCUGCCCGAGCGUAGACGACUGACGUCAGAGCAUUCAAACACGAUGCGACGGAAGAAAAAUGAAUCUUCGUGGAAUAUUCAUAAAAACUACUCUUGCGUGGUGCAGAGCGUUAGCAAGCUUAACGUGGACCCUGGGAAUGGUGCAACUGAGGUGAUAUGCCAAGCCGGUAUCUUCCACGGCGGGCGGCCGCUCUGCGAGACGCAGAAGACGAAGCCGGCGGUGAUGACGGACGGCACGGCGGUGUGGGACGAGGAGCUGACCUUCCCCAUCAAAGUCUCCAACAUACCACGGAUGGCCAGGAUCUGUUUCGGUGUCUACGAGAUCUCUAAGACUAAGAGCAAGAAGAAGGGGAAGGAGGUAAUAAACAGACUGACAUGGGCGAAUACGAUGGUGUUCGACUACAAGGAACAGCUCCGUACGGACGGCGUGACGCUGUCCAUGUGGACCCACGUGGCCGACGACACGCAGGGAGACGACCUCGUCCUCCAUCCUCUCGGAACUGUGGUCUCUAACCCUAUAUCUGGGAUCCGAGAGUCCUGUGCGGCUCUACAGGUCACGUUUUCUAAUUACGAUUGCCAGUACCCAGUGUUAUUUCCUAAAGAGGAGACUGUACGCGAGUACUCGGAGAACAUCGAGGCAGUGUCGCCCGAGGUCAUGGAGAGGCUCAGCAGAGAGUACGACAGACUGCGGGCCACCGCCGAGAAAGACCCCAUGUAUGAAAUGCACGAACAGGACAAGAAAGACAUUUGGGCUUCGAGGGAGCGGUUCCGCACGGAGGCGCCGGAGCUGCUGCCGAAGCUGCUGUCGUGCGUGGAGUGGGGCGAGCGGUCCGAGGCGGCCGCCGUGCGCCGCCUGCUGGCCAACUGGCCGCUGCUGCGCGUCGAGGCCGCGCUCGAGCUGCUCGACUACGCAUACGCUGACGCCGCCGUCAGGAGCUUCGCCGUCAAGUGUCUCGGGAAGAUCAGUGACAACGACCUGCUCCUAUACCUGCUGCAGCUGGUACAAGCGCUGAAGCACGAGUCGUACCUGAUGUGCGACCUCUCUGUGUUCCUGCUCAAGCGGGCAUUCAAGAACAUGACCAUCGGACACUACCUCUUUUGGCAUUUAAGGUCGGAGAUGCACGUGGCGUCGAUAUCGGUGCGGUUCGGUCUGCUACUGGAGGCGUACUGCCGCGGCUGCCAGGACCAUAUCAACAGUCUGUCGCGCCAGAUCACGUGCCUAGACAAGCUUAAAUGGGCGUCCCAGUGCGUUCGGAAGAAGAAGGAGAUUAAGCAAGCCCGCGCCGCCCUCAUCCACCACCUACAAGAACAGCACUGCCUGGAAACUCUCUGUGAUUUUGUCUCGCCGCUUAACCCUAGUUUUGUUUGCAAGAGAAUCAAGCCUGAUGAAUGUCGAGUGAUGGACAGCAAGAUGAGGCCGUUGAAGCUGAAGUUCGAGAACGCAGACCCCACCGGCUCCGACAUCAGCAUCAUACUGAAGAUAGGAGACGACCUCAGACAGGACAUGUUCACGCUUCAGAUGUUGAGGAUCAUGGAUCGGCUGUGGAAGAACCAUGGAUAUGAUUUUAGAAUGAUCCCGUACAACUGCAUCUCGAUGGAGUACGCGGUGGGCAUGAUCGAGGUGGUGGAGGACGCGGCCACCGUCGCCAACAUACAGAAGCAGAGCUCGCUCUUCAACGCCGCCUCCACCAUUUACAAGUCUACGUUGUUGCAAUGGUUGAGACGAAACACGGAGAACAACGAGGUGGCGUUCAACAAGGCGGUGAAUGAGUUCACAAUGAGCUGCGCCGGCUACUGCGUGGCUACGUACGUACUGGGCAUCGCUGAUAGACACCCAGACAACAUCAUGGUCAAAACUAAUGGCCAGCUAUUCCACAUAGACUUCGGUCACUUCCUGGGCCACUUCAAGCAGUGGUACGGGUUCAAGCGAGAGAGGGCGCCCUUCGUGCUCACACACGACUUCAUACACGUCAUCAACAAGGGCCAGAAGGGCUCCGGAGACAAACUACCCAUCGACUUUAAGAUAUUUAGGGAACAUUGCGAGAAGGCGUUUACAAUACUCCGCAAGCACGGGCACCUGAUAUUGUCACUGUUCUCCAUGAUGAUGUCCACCGGCCUGCCCGAGCUCAGCUCAGAAAAAGAUCUCCAAUAUUUACGUGAAACUUUAGUAAUGGACCUAUCGGAAGAGAAAGCGAUGGAGCAUUUCCGACAGAAGUUCAACGAAGCAAUGAAGAAUGGGUGGACGUCGUUCAACUGGGUGAUCCACAACAUCGACAAGAACAACUGACAGUGACCCAUGCCCCGCCGGCUCACGAAGCACCGACAUUCGAACUCCAUGCAGACAAUAUAAACGAUACAAGGAUAUAGGUAAAACACGCAUUUAUACCUCUCUCUGUACUCCCCAGUACGAGUUAUAGUCAGAUUUUGUCAUGGUCAGAGGCAAAGCCGUAUUAUUCCAAUGGCGUACUAGGCAAGUACUAGGUUUCGGAGAGGCGCUGCGAGACGCACAUACCCAACUGCCCAUAGAUAGGCGACAAAAAAUGUAUGGCGUCUGUUAGGUGCUUGCCUAGGGCGUUUUCUAGGUUUAAUCGUAGUGUGUAAGUUUGCGUAUUAUGUAUUAUUUAAUGGUUAUUGCUAUUGUUUAGUGCUAAUCAUGUCUGGAAAGGUAACGUAAGAAUAGGAAAAGUAAUUUGUGUUGGAUGUUAAAGAAAAUACAUAAUCCGCGAAUGUUGACCAUGUUAAAAUCUGGCUUUGGUUCGUACCGGGUAUUAUAAUAACUACUCGCCUAAUUUGUACAGUUUGAAGAGGUAUAAAUGCGUGCGAUCAACGGAACAUAGAUUACCAAACAAAGUGUAAACACAAUCGCGUAAGAUCCAGGUUAUAAUGCAAAGCUUAAAGGACUGCUUUCAUACUUGAUUUUAUCAUCACAAUCAGUUGAUAUUGUCAUUAGUAGAUAUACAUUUUUCGAGGUUUUUAAUGAACAGAUUGUGCUAUCAAACAAGUAAUUCGUUUCCUAAUUACUAAUGUAGUUAGUGGACUAAUGGCCGUUUACAAAAACCAUCCCUAAACCAUUUGCUAAGAGUUACUUAGCGUUAUCAAGCACCUAAACUAAACUCUUACCUUUAGGUGUCACUUAUUAGCUUAAAGGUAAAAAAAAAUUGGGGGUUUAUGGAAACGGGCAUUAGUCAUGCCUUAUCAGAAAUAAUGUUUGAAAUGACUGUAAAACUUUUACAUUGAGAAACAAUAGGUAAUUUUGCUAGUAAUUAGCUUAUGAAUUAGCGGAAUAAUUUUGCAAUGCUACGGCAUUUUAAUGUUGGUCAAUUAUUGCGAACAAUAUCGUUACAAUUAACCAUCGUUGUUGAUGUUCUUAUCUGAAUUAAAGAGCGGGUGAUAUCGUCAUUAAAAAAAGGCCUAUACUAGAAAUAAUAGUUCUUACUUUCCUUGAUGUAUUUAAGAAUCAUCGACCAAUGAAAUCGUCUUUAAUUUUCAAUCUCAGUUGGGUGUCUGUGUUUGGCCACCAACCCGCUUACUGCCAGAAUGGCGAAGCGAAGAUGUGGCCGAAGAUGGAGCACACAGACUUAGAAAGUACCUAUUCACUCUGACCUUGACAAAACCCGGGUUAUAUUUCUCAGUAAGAAUAGAAGCCGUAUAUACUAUUGACGAUUAUCCCCGCUCCACAACAGUUAUCGUGAGCAAAUUAACUGAAAGAUCCCGUUCACAUCAGUAAAACGACAGACUAACAAAUAUUACUUAGAUUAGUACAUAAUCGUAGUGUUUUCAAUACGCUAGACAGCUAGAUUUAUAUAGUAUUGAAUUAUAACUUCGUUAUAUGGUCCUAAAGGGGUUGUGGAGCAUAGGACUGGGGUCUUUUCCUACUACAGAACUUCUAAAGUCUUACAAUAAAUAGUGUUAAAAUAGACAAAAAAUGUAUGACUAAAACGGGUGUCUAGACAAGUGCCAAUUACUAAGAUUGGAAUAUAAAGUCGUGCGUAAAUACUAAAUGAAAACUUGUUACCGUGUAUGUCUGUUUGUGAUAAACUCAAAAACUACUUAACAGUUUUUCAUGCAAUUUUCCUCAUUGGGCAAAAUUUAAACAUAUCUGUGUUUCGGUAACAUUGUCAUUUAUGUAACACUGUCAAAAUCUAUGACAUUAUAGUCAUAGAUUUUUUGGAUUUUUCGACAAGCUAUUUGUGUUCUAAGGCACUUGUCUAGACCCCCACAAAUAAAUCUUCUAAUGAACUUCUUCUACUUGUGAACGGGACGAGGUUGUUCUAAGACUGACAUUGAUUUGUGAAGAUUGUGGUGACGCAAGUUUAUAAUAUUGGUCGUAAGUUACUAUACUACGGUGUAAGGCGAUAAACACUCGUGUAUGACUGUAGAAACCGUUGCCAUGACGACCAGAAGGUAACAAUAACAAUACAUUGCUGACCAAUCAGCGUCCUAUUUUAAAAACUAAAACGAUUAUUUCGCCUCGCUAAGUAAUACUCGUAUCCCAAUUUUACGUGUGGCUUAUAACAAUAAAACUUCAAAAAUGUGUCUACUUUGGCCGCGACCGGACAUUCCGAUGUCGUUAUUUCGUAUAAUGUAAUCAUUAAUCUAAUAUUUGGAAGUUUCCAAAAUGUCUGAGUCCCGGUAUUAUAGUGUCCAGUUUAGUACGGCGACAUUGUUGGGCCCUCGGACGGUAGUAAGGCGUGCGGCGGCGGUUUUGGCUGUGAUAUAACCGCGUAUAAUUGCGCGUAUAGAGAAGGACUUGCUUUUAAGAUGUUUAGUUCAGACUUGAGGUUAUAAGUCAAACUUAACUGUCAAACUAAUUAAAAAAACGUCUAGAAUACAUAGUUAAUGUAACCUUUCAUUUGAGUAAUGAAACAAUUUUGAAUAAUACGUCAUACUCUGCCAUAUUUGGCGGUAAUACUUGUAUUAUAAAUAAACAAAUCUCGGUUUGACUAGCCUAAAAUCUUGUCUCCUUCAAGAGAUAUAAAAGACGGGUUACACCCAUCUAUCUAAAUUAUAGGAUGUUAAAAAUUGUAUGAAUUUGUAUUUAGUUUCGUUAGGUGUUAGAGUUUGGAUCAAAAUUUAAUUUUACUCUUUAGAUUAAGGCAUGCGUAUACUAGUUAAUCGUAAGGGUGACUGUUGAGAGGAGAAAGAGACGAUAGGAAGGCCGCCGCACUCCCGAACCGGACGAACCGCCCGCACACUUUGUAAUGCACGGUACAACUCGUUAAAGGACAUGGGGAACAAAACCAACCUUUAACGCCAUCAACAUAAGGUCGUGAAUGGUCGUUAAAAUAUAUCCGUUUUAGGAAUAUAUCGUGCAUUUAAAAGUGUUAUACUUACAUUAAUUAGGCGAAUUGCUCUCAUUAUAAGCGUAGGUGUAAUUAGUGAAAACAUUGUUUGCACAUUGAUUUCAUCUCGUUCGCGAUUUGUGUGACAAUAUUCUUUAAUCGAUUAUCGAUUCGCAUUAUCGAUUGGAUGUUGUUACUGGGUUUAUAAUUUAAAUCAUAGGCUUAGCAGUAUUAUAUUGUCAUAUGUUUGUAAUAAAGGUAAACUCGCUUUUAAGUUUUUUGUAUAACUUCGCGCUACCUCAUGCUGUCGUGUAUUGAAUGAUAAUGAUUUAUUUGCCCUUGAUUUUACAAACUUCGGAACAAAUUAUGAAUAUAACGCUCGAGUUAUAGUGAAUUAGCGAUCCUAAGAUAUCCUUAUAAAGCACAGUAGCCUACAUUUACAGAUAUUAACGGAAUAGACUAUAGACUUAAUAAAUAGCACUCGUCGGAACGCUCUAGUGAAAUAUACACGAUAUAAUAUAACGAUCGAUAUGAAUGUUUUUUAUUAUAAACGAAUAUGCCUUAUUAUAUUUUAGAAUUAAGUUAUUGCUACAACAGUUGUGAACAUUUUAGGUGAAAUGCCCAGUUCUUAUAUGUAAAAAUAGUGCAAACUUGCUCUCAGAUUAGUCACGAUGUAAUUUGGAUAAUGAGUACUCUGUCAUCAAAUUGUGUCGUUAAAACAAAAUGUUUUAUGAUCUCCUUAUUACCUUAUAGCGCACGGAAUUUUGAUUACAGUCAAAUUGAUUGGGGUUCAAAAUCUAGAUUGCAUCGCUGAUUUGAAGCUGGUAUGUGAAUAUUCAAUUUUGUGAUGGUAUUUUAUACGUAGUUUCUUAUAAAUAUUGGGACAGACAAAGAAUCUAAGUCUCUUUUACGUAAACUAUGGUUAAAAUAUUGUCCAAAAUCGAAUGUUGAAUGAUUAAGUAUAUAGUAUACAGUUCUUGCAUGCCGGUUAACUUGAAAUAUACAUAGCCUUAACAUUAAUACAGGUAAGUCAUUAAUAUAAAGGAAAACGUUCUCCAAAUACAUGCAAUUAUGCACUGAUGAUAUUCAAAAACUGUUCGAGAAAAAUAUAAAAAAAGAUAUUUAAGUCUAGUUCAGAAAUAUCUCAGUUAUGCGGACAUUAUAACUAUUACAAGCAUAUGCAUUAAAACCGUCGCUAAAUGACGGAUUCUACACGGUGUGAUUAAAGUCGUGAUGUUUUAAACUUAGGUUCUACUAACGGUAUAGGAGUUUUUUUUUUGAGGGUGAAAAUCAUCCAAUGGCUUAGUGGAGUGUCAGACUUAUACUGACUAAAAACCACCCCGUGCAUACUCCUGUUUUUCAUGCCGGUAACCCGCUAGGAGCUCCCGGUCGGCAUCAGCCAUACUGGCCCUCAGAUGUGGGUUUUAUACUGCGUAAAGAGUAGUUGUGCAAAUAAAAAAUAUUAUAGGCGCUCUGACAAAUGUUAUUAAGUUCGCUUAAUUAUUUUCAAGUUGCAUAAUGUAAUUGCAAAUUGUUUAUUAUUCCAAGAAUUAAACAUAAUAGUUAAUAAGCAAGUCUUAUUUUGGGUCUGAUUCGCAAUUACUCGUGGGUAGAACCUAAGUUUGUCACUUACGGAUUCAAUGGCACCCUGUGUAACUUCAUUAAUAUAGCAGUACAUUUAAUGAUCGGAAAGCCACAAAAGACAGUUCUCAAUUACCUUUACCUCGAAUAAUAAAACAUAUCACAUUAGGCCAUUCAAUAGAUAAUUUAGAUAGCCGGGGAAUCAACAUUUUUGCGGUCGAUUUUUCUCUACUAAUAACAACUUUGUUUUAACAGCCAUAAGAACUAUUUUUGCUUUUUUCUUGUUCUCGUUGAGUAAAACCGGUUGUCUUAUGACUUCUAAGUAGUAGAUAGUUAAAAAACUAUAAUUAACUUUGUGGUUACUUGUCAAAGUUCGUUAAUUUCAACCGAAUUAGUUAGUUAACAGUUCAAUCGUUAUGCUAACUAAUGUCUUGCUGUAAUGUACCUUGAGUUGAUUUUUAGUUCAUAUUUAAUACAUGAAACAAUAAUUCCAGGUUAUUUAAUGAUUAAUGUCCAAUAUUUUGCCCAUUUAUUAAAAAAAUCGACCGCAAAAAGUUCAAAUACAAAUAACACCAAAACUUUACCUUUGCGUGGCCUUUGCUACAAUGUUUUAAAAAGUAAGGUACCGUUACACCACAGAUUAUAACAGUCUAGAUUGUAGGUCGACAUCUAGUACAUAUGUUGUGGCGCUUGAAGUCUGAAAUUUGAUCCGAAUGCCGCGGUUGUGACACUGAUCCCUUGGAUCGGAUUAUUGGGUCAGCUUUGCAUGUAUAUUGUAUGUGCAUUCAUUUGUAAAAGUUAAUAGUACGUGUAUUAGGAAAUAGUAGGUUUUGUAAUUGAUAAAAAUGGAUUUUUGAGUUUUUGCAAAUUUCGUGUCUAAAAGUGAUAAUUUUAUCACAGAAUCACACUAAUAUUGUAAAUGUUAAAGUUUAUUUUUCAAUCACGCAGAUACUAUUUAAUGGAGUUUGAUGAAAUUUCAUAUACAGACACGGUGUGGGGUAACUUGGGUGAUAGGAUAUCUUUUGACCCAAGGGAACGCAGGCGAACCCGUUGGUAAAAGCUAAUUUUGUAGCCUAAGCCUAAAGCCUGUCCUAACAACUAUGGUAAUAACAACAUUACCCAAUAGUUUAAUAAGGAAGUAAUUUGAAAUAUUCUAUGUCUGUUUAAAUCAGAAACUUGACAGGUAACUGAAACAGGUCCUUUUCAAAUUGAAUUAUCAUACAAAAUAAUUCAAUAAUUCUUGCUUUUAGCCUACCUACGUAGUACGUUUCUGGUUUUAUAAUCAGCCCAUGAAUAGAUAGUCUCUUUAUUCAUACUAAGAUUAUUAAUUGAUUUAAUUUGAUAAAAAUAGAGAGCUAAUAAUUAAUACUUAGCUAAAAAGACAGACCUACAUAACUUUAAAUAUUUUUUAUUUGAUUAAAAGGUCACAUAACUCCGUCAUUGGAUAUUAAAAUAAUUAAAUAUUAAAUUACCUAAAAUAAAACACCUAAAAAUAGUAUUUAAAGAAGGUAAUACGGAAACAAAACUUUGACGUGUUGACGUAUGCAGUUUUAAAACAGACGUCAAUGCAACCUCUAAAAUAAUAAAGUGGUAAAAAUUGAUUGAUAUUAUAGGAAAUGUAAAAUUAUAUCAUAAUACAUAUUACAUUUUGUAUGCAAAUCUAAUUUUAUUCAGGACUUCAAGCGUCACAACUUUGCAUAAGGACGUCACACAAUAAAAUACCUUUAAAUACAAUGACAUUGGAAUGUUAAUAUCAUUAAAAAAUAUUAAAAUUGAAAUCAGUUUGAUAAUGACCCGUGUUUAAGGUCGCAAGCUUACAUACGCACACUUUACAUAAUUAUUAUAAUAAUAUUAUGUAUUUUUGACACAGAAAUUACAUUUAAAACAGGAAAAUAAUAUGUCUAGCAAUUGGGUAGUUUCCUCAGUCAAAAUAACAAACUAUAUCUACUUUUCAAUACAAUAAAAUAUUAAAUCAUAAGACUUUCAUUCAUAGAUUUGAUGAUCUACUUAAUUUUGGUAUUUUUUUAGCUAAUUUUCUAGACAUAAGUGUGCUAUAUGACGCAUGUCAUAACGCACUAUUUCAUACAAAAUUCAUAGAAAAUAUCCUGUUUGCAGUUUCGAAAAAAGUAUUGAAUUUGACUAGUAGGAAACUAGCCUAUUAAAAUUGAUAAAACUAUUUCUUUCCUAAAACAAAAUGGCCGCCCUUUUUACUCUGUGGUAACGGUAUCCGUCAACUAAAUGAACCACAUAACACUGCCAAUAAGUGAACAGUAGACUGAACGCCUUCUCAUAGUUAGCAAUAGUUAGAUACGAUUUAUAUAUUAUUCUUAUUAUAUAAUACACAUUCAUAAGUAGCUCAAACUCUGUUAGUAGCUAGGUACGCAUUGUCGUGUAAUUAUUAUUCUUAUGUAUUAUAAUAUUAUAAAUAUAAAUACAGGGUCGCUUUAAGAUGGAACUUCGGGGGAAAUGUAACUUAUGUUAAAAGCAUUAAGACUCAAAUUGCAGUAAAUAAGCUUGAUUGCUUACAAUUUCUCGCCCUGGAGUCUCGUUUUCAUAUUGAACCUGUAUACGAUACUGAUUGAUGGACUGCAUCGAUGUUUUCAAAUAUUUUCUUCCAAAUACUACUCUUGAGACAUAGUCCUAGCUAUGGAAAAACAUAUAUCGAUAUAUUUGCAAAUUAGACCUCUAUAAUGUAAAGGUUAAUGCAUUUUAUCUAUUACAACUCGAAAAAAUAAACUUAUCUAUUCAAAAACACUACCUAUAUACUUUAUCUGUGGAUUAAUGCCCUCUUAACAAGAGCAAAUUGAAUGAUAAAUUAUAAAUUCAAUACUUAUCUUCCAAUAAUGUAAAUAAAUAACAAAAUUGUAGAAAACAUUGAUGCAGUUCUUCAAUUACUGUGUAAUAAGCUUCUUUUUGCCAUAAAUUUGCAUACAUCCAUAAUUACAAACACUUGAUUUGUAAACCGUAGCUCGCAGUGUAUACAGACUUGUACGACAUAUAAUCAUAUUUGUAUAAUAGUGUCAGUAGUAGGCAUACAUUUUAUAAAUCACAUACAUAAUACACACACACAUGUAACUUUAAAAAAUGAGGACAUUAUGGCUAUGUAAACUGUUGAAAUUUUCUUUAAAUUGACUAGAUAUCAGCAACCCAGACUGCGCAACGUCGCCGCGUCUGCGCACGCUGCUCAUGAUGAAGAGUCCCUCUAUGACUCGAAAGUAGUAGAGCUUUUCUCUAUUAAUUUAUGUAAACCUUGAUUUUUAUUACCUUAGUAUGUCUCACGAAAGUUAAUAAAAAAAGCUUUUAGUGAUAAAAGAGGUUUUCGAAAUUGUAACAGGCUACACACUACCGGGCUUUUAUAUGUACAUAAAAACGAUAUAUCGAUAUUUUACACUAAGAUUUAUAGCCAUUACAUUUAAAGCCUUAAAAUCCUUUACUUAAUACACUUCUUCGUCUAAUUUUGACAUGUGUUUAGUUUUACUUGCAAAUACUCAUGUCCCUGUAUUGUAUGGAGGUAUUGGAUGAAGUGUCAUAUUUCUUGAUACAGUUCAUGUGAUCUGGAACUGUCCGUUCAUUGGAAAGUGCACCAGUUUCUUCAUGCAUCGCACGAUAUAUUGGUUAGUUUGCCAAUUUGUAUCUUAUAAGAUACUAGAUCACUUAGGACUUCUUGUUCUUCGACAUAAAUGCGGUGGGUCGUCAAUAAAAAUGGUAUAAUAAAUAAAAAUCACAGUUGAUAUUUACAUAAUAAAGGUUAAUUUUGGACUAAUCUCGUGAUGAUUUAUAAAGCUAUUAUGUCCUCAUUUUUUACGUGAACAUACACACCUGUACACCUGUAUUCAACUUAGGAUUAGCGACCAUAAAUAAUACCUAGACUAAUCGUAACGCAGCUGAUUAUUCAAGAGAUUUAUCCAUACGAAAAUUAAUUAUACAUAUAUUAUUUUUAUUCACAUAUUCACAAACAAAAAUAUACAACAGUUCGUUUAUAAGUUUCUUUAAACAAUAUUCUAAUGCAAUAGGACUGUAAGAUGCUCAUAUUGAAUAGUUUUUGUUCUGAUUAUGUGACUCAGUGUGUUGUUAGCACUUGUAUACAUAUGUAAUAACCAUGUACGGCUCCUGGUAAACUGUAUAAGUUAUAUUGCUUCCUAUGUAGUGCUAAAUAUCAAUUAAUUAGUUUGUAACAUACUGUAGCGUUGCGCGAAGAGAUCGAUUCUGUGGCCGCAGUACUGAAACGCCUCUCAAAGUAUAUUGCAUAGGUCUCAUGCUGUCUUUGUCACUUUAAAAGUGUAUGAUAGUGACAGAAAUAGUUUUCUUCAAAUUGAGUGGCGUUUUAGUACCGCGGUAUUAUUGUUACUUUUGUUUUUAGAUAAACUUUGUAUUUUUAUAGUUUUAAGUAGAUGAAUAUUUGUAUUGCGUGGCUGGGUGUCCUCAGAUUGUAAAUGAUUAAAUACAUGGUGUUUAUCUUAAGGUUUGGGUGAUGUUGACUUUAGUUGUCAGUGUAGAGCCGGUCUCAGGUCGCGCAACGAGACAACGUAGUAGUUACAGUUCCGUGCAAUGUAAAUAGUACCGAGUUAGUUUGAGUGGUAACGAGGACAUUGUGUUGAACGAGAAUGUUUGAUUUAUAUUAUUUAGUUUGCGACCGAGAUAUGGAGUUGGGUUAUUGUGAGAUGCAAACUGUAAUAGCUCUGGUAUCGCCAGCAAGUUGUCACCAAAUAUUAUCGAAGGAAUAAGUGUUAGAGGAUCGUCAUCGAGUUUAAUAAUACAAACAUUAAUUAGCCAUAUUCCUAAAUCAUUAUUAUAGUUAAGGAUCACGUUACAUCUCAAGUCUACAAUAGUUCCUUUGUCAUGUGUCAUUAUGUAAUCAUUACUAACGAGAAUGUGUAAUAGAUUCGUUUAAAUAUUGUGUAUAAAGUAAUUUACUGAAAAUAUUUGCAUCUAUCUCAAAUGUCAUUUUAUAGAUUAAAUUAAAAUUAUUAUAUUACGCUUA
Spodoptera frugiperda (fall armyworm) is the source of this 12999-nucleotide messenger RNA. It is a transcript of the gene Pi3K92E, whose product is annotated as phosphatidylinositol 4,5-bisphosphate 3-kinase catalytic subunit delta isoform. Gene Ontology annotation, cellular component: phosphatidylinositol 3-kinase complex; cytoplasm; plasma membrane. Gene Ontology annotation, biological process: phosphatidylinositol 3-kinase/protein kinase B signal transduction; cell migration; phosphatidylinositol-3-phosphate biosynthetic process. The record is from RefSeq and is a predicted model, not a curated record. The transcript is spliced from 19 exons. Gene Ontology annotation, molecular function: 1-phosphatidylinositol-4-phosphate 3-kinase activity; 1-phosphatidylinositol-3-kinase activity. The coding region runs from base 263 to 3442 and encodes 1059 amino acids. NCBI's taxonomy places the organism in Eukaryota, Metazoa, Arthropoda, Insecta, Lepidoptera, Noctuidae.